This is a messenger RNA of Tuber melanosporum (Perigord truffle), 1337 nucleotides long. RefSeq lists its product as uncharacterized. Bases 173 to 1207 code for a protein of 344 amino acids. The record is from RefSeq and is a predicted model, not a curated record. Lineage: Eukaryota; Fungi; Ascomycota; Pezizomycetes; Pezizales; Tuberaceae. The transcript has 4 exons.
GUCGUUUGGCCGCUUGAUCAUAGGACAUGUACUGUACUCGAGGACAUCUUGUCGGUCACGAGAAGCAGAAGCCGGGUUCCCCAUUUGGCAUCCGAGCGCUGGUAGCUCACAAGCCCCAGUAGGCAUGAGCCUCAUGGUGCGCUGGCUGGGCUGUUUUCCCCGCACAACAAUCAUGUCAACGAUCUUCCAGAAAGCUUGCGCUUUUUUUUCUUCACUUCCCACCCCGCGAACCCGGAUCGAUGGUUGGAGGAUACUGAUAACUGGUGCGAACACUGGCCUCGGCUUCGAAGCUGCAAAGCACUUUGCCCGUCAGGGGGCGUCGGUGGUUCUUGGCUGUCGCUCCAGAGACAAGGGUCUCAAUGCAAAAGCUCAAAUCGAUGCUCUUCUCGGGCUCGCCCCCGGAAUUAUCCAGGUUUCCACAGUGGAUAUGGAGUCCUUCGAUUCCAUCCGGAACUUCGCAUCCAGUGUCGGACCUGUCGACGGAAUAGUCCUCAGCGCGGGUAUCGCGAGCGAAAUUUGGAAUGUAACGGGGGACGGAUGGGAGCGGACGUUACAGGUGAACGUACUUGGCACGGCGUUGUUGGGUAGGUUGCUUCUGCCUCGGGCUCUUGAACGGCGGAGGGAAGUUGCUGGUAGCGGAACGAUUCCAACAAUUACAAUUGUCUCGUCGCAUAUGUACCAAUUUGCCGAAUUUAAGAGAUAUAUGAAGAUUGAGGGGAAUAUCAUAGAGGCAUUGAACGAUGAGAAUCGUUUUGGGAUGGGGGAGAGCGAUUUGAUGACACCCAGACGGUAUUCCAUGACUAAACUCCUAGACAUUUACAUUGCCCGCGAAUUGGCAGCCCUCGUACCGGAAGCGAGCGACGGAGGCCCUAUGGUAAUAGUCAAUUGUGUUACUCCCGGUUUUUGCCAUUCCGACUUGAUGCGCGAAUACAAUCUCCCCCUUUUAGGUCUCUGGAAGGCUUUAUUUGCGCGGAAUACAGAGACGGGAGCACGUACAUAUUUUCAUUCGAUCGUUGAUGCUGGGCCAGACAGUCACGGCAAGUACAUCAAUAAUUGUAAGAUCGAGAGUUUACCCAAAAAGAUCUUCAAGACCAAAGAAGCGAAAGAUCUGCAGAGGAAGGUUUGGGAUGAUAUAAUGGAAAUAGUGGGGGAUGUUGGGCCUGAAAUAUCGCAGGAUAAUGCAGAUCCAGGGAGCAUCAAGAUUUAGGUUUGGUAUUUUCAUACUCUUAAUCUAGGAUGGCAUGGGACCUUCAUGUGCCCCACGUGUGUGCACGUUUGAUUUGAUCUUCUAAUUCCGUUCUUGUAAUAUCGUUCCCGUACAUUUAAUCCUCUUCACG